Molecule: messenger RNA, 2193 nt
Organism: Paramecium octaurelia
Lineage: Eukaryota; Ciliophora; Oligohymenophorea; Peniculida; Parameciidae
Source: the annotation of a GenBank genome assembly
AUGCUAGAGUGCUAAGAAUAAGAUCAUAAUUAAUAAGAGAUAAUAUUAAUCUGUGUCAAUGUAGAUUGUUAAAUAAGAAGAUCAUGUUGUUUAGAUUGUGUUAUAAAGCACAAUUCACAUAAAAAAGAUCUGAAAUCAAUUCAACAAAUUACAAAAUGGAAAAAAAGUACAACCUAAAGCUAUGAAAUAUAUUAGUAAAAGAUUAAUUAGAUUGUUGAAAUAAUUAGUUAAGCUCAAAAAUAUUUAUCGAAUAUGGGUUAGGAUUUAGAAAAAUCAUUUGAUGAAAUCGUGAAUGAUGAGUUUGAAAAGUAAGUUUGCAAUUUAUUAAAAAUCCAGUAAUUAUCAUCAUCUUUUAAUUCACUAACAUCCAACCUAGAGACCUUGAUGGAACCUAUUUCUUCGAUGUUUUCUAUAGUUGAAGCAUCUUCAAAAGACAAAUGGGUUAAGGCAUAGCCAUCUCUGCAUAUCACUAAUGAUAAAUAAUAAUAAACUUUUGGCUAGGAAUAACAAAUACAAAAGGAAUAACAAAUUGAUUUUGAAAAUUAAGGCCUUAAGCAAUAAAAAUAAUUGAAAACCUUAAGGAAUUUAGAUUUAAUUAGGAAGGAGAAUGAUCUUGAUAUUUAUUAAUUUCCUUUGAUUUACAAAUAACAAAUUGGAUGUAUUGAGGAAUAUAAAACAAUAAUUUUAAUAGGAACUUAAAAUUCAUAAAAGUAGAAUUUAAUAAAUUUAUUUGUAAAUUAUUAUUAUGAUGUUGAAUUUUCAGAUGGUUAUAGGUUUGAAAUAGAUGAUAAGAUUGAUAUAAGUAAAGAUAAAUAAAAUGAUGAAUAUGAAGAAAUGAAAGUUUAUUAUAUUAGACCAUCAAAUGGAUAAUCAGGACUUAGAAUUAUAUAUACACCAGAUUAUAAUGAUGAUUUAAUUUAUGAGGAUUAACAAAUAUUCAAUAGAAUAUUCAAUGGAAUAUCUAAUUCAACUUAACUUAAUCAAAAUAUACUAAUUGGUUUUGUUAUUCCAUAAUAAGUGUAAAUAGGAACAUUUUUUAUGUUGGAAUCUAUUUUAAGUAAAUUCCCAAAUAUAUUAAUCAAUAAUAUACUCUUUCUAUUUCCAGAUUGUACAGAUGAUUAUCCUAAACAAAAACAAAUACUAUAAUCUAAAACAGAAAUCAUUCAUGGGAUACCAUCUCCUAUUUCCUAAAUGAUACCAAAAAUAAAUAAUGUUUGGUAUCUCAAAUUUAAUACUAAUGUAUUAUAUCUAGAAAAUUAAAACUAACAAAAUCAAUUUCUUUGGCAAAUGGGAAAAAAUAGUUUUUAAUUACUUUUAAACGAUUAUCUAUCAAAUAAAAUUAAUUGCAAUAUAUUAUAGGAGAUGAAGUGUAAGUAUGAUGAAUUUUUAAAAGUUCUUGAUUUUUCAGUGUUUGCGCAAAAAAUGAAGUUAAUGUUCUUGGAUUUGUAUAAAAGAGAUAAUUUUCAAAUCGAAUCUUAAUAGAAAUUUGAAAACUUUCAACAAUAACUGUUAGAGUUUAUAAAUUUACAAAGUGUACCAUAUAUGAACAAUGGUUGUCUUUAUUAUUAAUAUCAUUUAGAAUUUGGGCACUUUAAAGAAUCUGUUGAAAAAAUUAUGAAAGACUUAAAUGACUUCAUUGAGUAAAAUUCUAAAAAAUUUGAGUAAUUCUAAUCCUUAAUAAACAACAAAAAAUUAUAUAAUUAAGACUUUGAAGAGUUUUAUUAAAAUUUUAAGAAUUUUGGAAAUUUCAUGAAGUAAUAAUAUCAUUCAUAGCAAUUAUAUUUCAAAUUUAAUUCAAUAUUAGUUUCUAUAAAUCACAGUUAAUGGAGAUAUUAUGAAAAUUUAAUUUCCAAGGAAUAAAGUUCAACGAAAGAAGGGUGGAAAGAAAGAGUGUAACUAUUAACAAAAAAAAGUAAAUGCUUUUAAUAUUUUGAUGAUAUCAACAAAGCACCAAAUUUAAAGCAACUAAUAAAAUAAUGGAGUGAUUAAUAUUUUAGUGAAAAGUAGUGUACUUGUAUUUAGUAUAAGUAAAUUUCAUGGAAUUGGUCUAUUAACUAUGAGAAUAUUCAAACUCCUUUUGUAGAAUUAUUUAAGAAUUAUGAAAAAAUAACAAUUACAAAAAGAAUAUCGGAGGAUUGUGAAAAAAAUUUUGACGAUUUGAUUCUGAAAUUUAUGCAAGAUAUAUUUAAUUGA